CUUUCAAUCAUCGGCCUUCGUUUCUUAUUUACAGUAUCAUUGCUUGCAAUAAUUAAUGCUCACAAAUAUGAGAAUAAACAACUAUUGGUGACACCUUAAGUAAGGUCGGCCAUUAAUAGCCUGCUGCAUAUCAAACUAGUCAACUAGUAAAUAGUUAAACAAAUUAAAAGAGUUCUGUAGAAUUAAGCUCCUCUUUCUAGUAUAUAUAGGCACCAAUCAUUAUGACCUUUUCAUCUCCACUCUCCCGUCUUCAAAUCAUCCAUUACCAUUCUCUCUAAUGGGUUCUUUCAAGAGAAGAAGAUGCUACUCUUUUCUCGCUGUCAGCUUUGUCAUAUUUUCAUGUCUAUGUUUAGCAAAUGCCAAUGGCAUUCACAGAAAGAAAAGCAGCGUUGAGUACUCCAGAAAAGAACAGAGCAGUUGCAAUGUGUACCAAGGGAAUUGGGUGUCUGACAACUCUUACCCUCUCUACAAUUCAUCAACCUGUCCAUUCAUCCGCAAGGAAUUUGAUUGCCAGAAGUAUGGCCGUCCCGAUCACCUCUACCUUAAAUAUAGAUGGCAGCCAAGCAACUGUCACUUGCCAAGGUUUAAUGGACAACAUUUUUUGAAGAGAUUCAAGGGCAAGAAGAUCGCGUUUAUUGGCGACUCUGUAAGUCUUAAUCACUGGCAAUCACUAAUCUGCAUGCUUCAUGCCGCCACGCCUAAUUCCUCUAUAGUCAGACAAGAGUUGAAUAAAAGCAUUUCCGCUGUCACAUUCCAGGACUACAAUGUAUCCGUGAUGCUAUUUCAUUCCCUAUACUUAGUAGACAUUGACGAGGAAAAAAUUGGCAGAGUUCUGAAGCUGAAUUCUAUUAGAAAUGGCGAUCUAUGGAAUAACAUUGAUGUUUUAGUUUUCAAUACUUGGCUAUGGUGGUACCGCAGAGGACCGAAGCAACAAUGGGAUUAUGUGCAAGUUGAUGGAAAGAUUCUUAAGGACAUUGAUCGCAUGACUGCUUUUCGCACAGCUUUGACAACAUGGGCCCAAUGGGUUGAUUCAGAUGUGGAUACUAACAUAACUAAAGUAAUUUUUCAAGGAAUUUCUCCUUCCCACUACAAUGGCACGGAUUGGAAUCAGCCAGGAGUGAGAAAUUGCUUAAGGGAAAUGAUUCCAUUUAAUGGAUCAGUUUAUCCAAUUGGUUUGCCUGAGGCAGCAUAUGUGGUUAAGGAGGUCAUAAGUAGCAUCAAGAAACCUGUUCAUUUGCUAGAUAUUACAGCACUCUCCCAAUUAAGAAAAGAUGCACAUCCGAGCUCUUACAAUGGCUUCAAGGGCAUGGAUUGCACCCACUGGUGCGUCGCAGGCCUUCCUGAUACAUGGAAUGAACUUUUGUAUGCAGCUCUCAUCAGUUAGCAGAGAAAACAAAGAUGAAAGUACAAAUUUGGUUCAGGUAGCAAGCAAUCGUCAAAAGCCAACCGACAUAGAUUUAGUCUCCUUACAUGUGACAGAUUUAAUGGCAUUUGGUAUUGUUGUUGUGCUAAUUUAUUCUAGGUGAACGUAUAAAACUAAAUCCAAUCAUUUUUUUAUCUAAAUUAUUUAUUUUUCUAUUUACUACAAAAAGAUCAUAAGACUAUACAUUGAAAUAUGUAAUAAAUCUGUAAUUUCCUUCUAAAAUUCCUA
Molecule: messenger RNA, 1651 nt
Organism: Durio zibethinus
Lineage: Eukaryota; Viridiplantae; Streptophyta; Magnoliopsida; Malvales; Malvaceae
Product: protein trichome birefringence-like 38
Cellular component (GO): Golgi apparatus
Molecular function (GO): O-acetyltransferase activity
Source: RefSeq, a predicted model, not a curated record